CAUAUAUAAACAUCUUCUUGUUGUUGACACUUCUCUGUCAUGGAAUAUACGUGGGUUUAAUUUUGUAAUAUAAAGUUUUGUGUGACGAUUAUACGUGCAUCGUGUUGUAUUAUCUGUAGGGAAUAGGAUAGACAGGGCAAAGACAAAGAGAUAGAGAGAGAGAGAGAAAGUGUGUGUGAGAGAGAGAGAGCGAUUAUGGGAUUGAAAGCUGGUGUAGAAAAAUACAGCAGUCGAGUUGGAUUACUCUACGGAAGAACAUAUCAUUCUGUGUCCUUUAUUUUGUUUUAGUAAUUAAAAAAAGUGGUUUGAAAGAAAGCGGGCUACCCCGGUCUACGCACGGGCUACGCACUACAAUGGCGCAGAUGGACGAAUCUACGUAGGUUGGGUAAAAGGUUUUAGUUGAUUACAAUUGGAUUUUUUCCGAAAUAAGAACAGACGUGCGUGCUUUUGGCAGAACAGACUGUUAAUGUGUUGGUGAUCUAUGUUACAUUGACGACGGAAUUACGCACACCUUAAAAGGUUUGAUACAAAGGAUAAUUUUUCUGACGUUCUAUCAGGGGACCGAUGAAAAGAAGACGUUUCUUUAAGCACAUUCUUUCAGAGGAUCGAUGCAAGAAAAAAAAUAGAAAAAACGCACAUUUCAGUUGGAAUCGAUGCAAACAGAUAUAAAAAAAAGGAAAAACAAGAAAGAGUUAGCUCAACGCACGUGCCGUAGGGCGCCGAUGCAAAGUCAAAUUAAAUUAAAGCACAUCCCUGCAUGGGAUCGAUGUGAAGUAGCAGUACGUAAAAGCACAUUCCGACAGGAAUCGAUGCAACAACAACAAAAAAAAAAGACUAUUAAAGCACAUCCCACUAGCGGAUCGAUGCAAAAGUUAAGAUUAACGCAUAUUCCGACAGGAAUCGAUGUAUGAGAAUGGAAUUAAGGCACAUCCUUUUAGAGGAUCGAUGCAAAGAUACUCAUUAACGCACAUUCCAGUAGGAAUCGAUGCUUAAAAAAAAUAAUGAAAAAAUAAUAAAAGUUAUAUAUAAAGGAAAUUAAACACAUAAAUAAAUUAGCACAUCCUAUCAGAGGAUUGAUGCAAUAUAAAAUAUUACAGCACAUGUACUGGAGUAUCUACGGAAGCAACGAUAAAAUUGUAUAAAUGACAUUAGCGAACACGUUUGAUCGUUUCUGAAGGAAGUUCACGGUUGACAAUGUGAGUGAUGUCUUACGACGCCGUGAGCUAGUUUCACGCACACAAUAAUCUUCAGUAUGACGUACGUGACAUCGAGCAAACAUGAAUUAACGUGUUAACUGUCCAAACGGCUUCGAUACUGUGAAAGAGCUUAGGUAGUUUCUUCGUCGCGGUACCUAAAUUUUCACCAUUAGUCGCUUAAUCAAUUGAUACUCCGUAUAAAAAGCAAUAAGAGGCUGCAGAGAUGCCAAAAAAAAAAAAAAACGGUUGCAUAAGGAGUGGACCGAGGAGGAUAACAACGAUCAACGUGCGCCCAAACCUUGCAUUGAUGGAGCUUCAGCAUUUCCUUCGCUUUCAUUUUCGGUUUUACAAGUUGGUGAAUGCAAAGCCUUGGAAGGAGAGGAGGAAAUCGAUAAAAUUUCCUUCAAUAGAUGGCGUGAAAUACUAGAAUCCUGUCUGGCAUUGGCAGGAAUAAAGGAAGAGUCGACGAAGGCAAACAUUUUUAAAAUGAAGGCGGGUCCGGAAUUGCUGGACAUUUUGGACAACACAUCCAAGAAAGGUGGCCCGGAUGCGCUCUCCCAACCAUAUUCCAGUGCUAUGCAUCGCCUUGAGGAAUAUUUUGGGUCGAGGGACUUUCUUAUGUUCCAACGGCAGAAGCUUCGAUCGUUACCGCAAAAUAAGGAUGAAUCAGACCUAAAAUAUGUGCGGCGUGUCUCAACAAUUGCCAAGAUGUGCGGUUAUGUGGAUGACCAAUUGGUCGAGACUGUUGCAGACGUUUUACAAAACCAUGCCAGGAAUUACAAGAUCCGCGAAGUAUCCAGAAAAAGCUGCCCGUAAAGGUGACUCUUUACAAGAGCUAGUGGACCGUGUUCGUACAAUCGAAAUCGAGCAACAAGCCGAGGAAAUAUACAACAAGAAGCACAACGUCCAAGAAACUUCAAGUGUAUUGGCGGUGUCUUACGGUAUUCCUGGAUCAAAUCGAGCAGAGGCAUCAAAAUUUGGCUACCGAGGCAGAGGAUAUUUUCCACGAAGCCGGGGAGGAUAUUCACGCAUAAGUGGGGCUGUUCCAUCGUCAUUUAAGCCAUGUUGGCGUUGUACGAGCACAAGUCAUCAACCGGAUCGCUGUUUUGCCGUUGAUAAGUUUUGUCAUUUGUGCCAGACAAAAGGGCAUAUCCAAAGAGCAUGCACGUCAUCUCGUGUCAAGCGUGAAUCCGUUAAGGAUCAAAAUCAAUCAUCGGCUCCCAAAGUAAGGAAGAUUGCUGCAGUUUCGGCUGCCGAGCAAGGAGAGGAAGGUAAAAUAUUCCAAGAUGAUCAAGCCAAUAACAACAUCAACACGAAUACGGGAAAUCCUUUCUUAACAACUGAUUCGAAUCAGAUUUCGACUCCAGAAUUAUCCGGGAGCGCUGCAGAAGUAUCAGAGUGUCUUCCGGAAUUACACGUGACGUGUUCGUUGGAUUUGUGUGGGAUCGAAGGCGCUGGUUCAGUUGUUUGUACAGUGGCUGGAGUUGAGGUUAAGUUUUUGAUAGAUUCCGAGGCUGAAGUGAAUACUGUCGGCGACAAUAUUUUCGAUCGAUUAUUGAGGGAUCCGAUCUCUCAUCCAAUUUAUGAACUGGCAAACGGAACGGAUAAACCGUUGAGGGCAUAUGCUAUCAGUGGACCUAUUCCAGUUAUUGCUUCCUUUCUUGCCGAAUUAUUUAUUUCUCCUGACCGUCCAUCGGGAAUCGAAAAAUUUUACGUAAUCCCAGGAGCAAAGCCACUUUUAGGGCGUUCCACUGCGACUAGAUAUAGUGUGUUGCAAUUAGGAUUAGGUGUCCGAAUUUUAAGCUCUCAUGACGCAAUGUACAGAUCAGUUUUAGGAGAAGUGAAUACUUUAGGCACAUCUGAUCAUUUUCCCAAAUUUAAAAUACCAGCGGUAAUGCUGUUUUACGAUAAAAAUUUGCCCCCAUCUAGAAAGGUAUAUACAAAUAUUCCUCCCGCAUAUAAAACAGAAGUUGAAAAUCGACUCCAAAGCCUCAUAUCAUCUGAUAUUAUUGAAAAAGUGACUAACAACAUGGACAAAUCCUUUUGUUCAUCACUAUUAGUAGUUCCGAAGGGCAAGCGGGAUAUUAGAUUAGUAGUUGAUUUGCGAGGGCCAAACAAAUGUGUUAUUAGAACCCCUUUUAGAAUGCCUACAUUAGAAGAAAUACUAUCGAAACUAAAUGGAGCCGGUUGGUUUUCUACUAUCGACAUAACUAAUGCAUUUUACCACAUCGUACUGGAUGAAUCAUGCAGGCAUUUAACAAAUUUUUUCUCUGGCAACGAUACAUACCGCUUCAUUAGAUUACCUUUCGGAUUGUGCAACGCCCCUGAUAUUUUUCAGGAAAUCCUGCAGACAGUUGUACUUGCAGAAUGUCCUGGGACAGUAAACUAUCUCGAUGAUAUUCUUGUUUUUGGUCACACAAAGGAAGAGCACGACGAAAACCUUCGUUAUACACUAUCGCGUCUUUGAGAACACAAUGUUUUGCUGAAUCCUGACAAAUGCGCUUUCGGAAAACAAACUGUCAAAUUUUUGGGUUUCUUACUAUCACAUGAUGGGUGGCGAGUCGAUGGAGACAAAAGAAAAGCCAUCGAAUGAUUUCGACGCCCAGAAACAUUAUCAGAGGUAAAAAGCUUCUUAGGCCUCAUAAAUUUUCUUGAAAGAUUCACCCUCAGCAGAGCAGAAAGAACCAAAAAUCUAAGAGUCCUUGCCAAUUCAUUAUCCUUUUAUUGAACUGAAUUGGAAGAAUUCGAGUUCAAUGAUAUAAAGAACGCGGCACUGAAUUCAAUUGAGAAGCUUGGCUAUUUUAACUACAAAGACAGAACGGAGUUAUUUGUAGAUGCGUCUCCAUUUGGUCUUGGAGCAGUGCUUGCCCAAUUUAAUACCGCAGGUGUACCUCGUAUAAUAGCAUGCAUUUCUAAAUCAUUGACUGUUACAGAACGACGUUACCCACGUACCCAAAAAGAAGCUUUAGCAAUAGUAUGGGCAGUGGAACGAUUCAAAUAUUAUUUAACGAGCAUUAACUUUACCAUUUGGACAGACUCAACAGCGAACAUGUUCAUUUUUGGAGGACAGUUUAGAUCUGGGAAAAGGUCUAUUACUCGGGCAGAGUCUUGGGCUCUGCGUUUGCAGCCAUUCAAUUUCCAAAUCCGUUGUGUUCCCGGAGUCCGAAAUAUUGCUGAUGUAGUUUCGCGAUUGAUAAGCAAAUGUCAAGCAGAUGAACCUUUCGACAAAGAUGAAGAAGAGCACAUGUUAUAUACUCUUGAUGCAUUUAACAUGUGUAUUUAAUGGUCAGAGAUCCAAAGGGCUUCAGAAGAAGACAAGGAGCUAGCAGAAGUCCGGCGUUCAAUAGAAACAGGCAAAUGGCCACGUCAUCUAAGUAGAUAUGAAUGUUUGGAAAAACAAUUGAGGACUCUCGAUCCCCUAGUUUUCAAAGACAAUCUAAUAGUGUUACCCAUACUCUUACGCAAGAAAGCUAUAGAAACAUCACACGAAGGACAUGUUGGUUGCGGAGCUACAAAAAGAAUUCUCCGUGAACAUUUCUGGUGGCCUAAUAUGUCUAAAGAGGCCCAAGAAUUCGUUAGUUCCUGCGCUACUUGUCUAGCAAUCUCUAGAAGAAAUCCACCCGUGCCCCUAUGCAGUCGACAAUUGUCAGAAGGGCCAUGGGAGAUACUUCAAGUAGACUUUUUAUCAUUGCAAGGAUGUGGUUCUGGGCAUUUCUUGAUUUGCGUGGACAACUACUCCCGUUAUUUACAUGUCGUACAGCUGAAAUCUACUGAUGCAAAAUCAACUAAUACGGCGCUUUGUAAUAUAUUUAAGCUAUGGGGAUUGCCUGACGUCAUCCAAAGCGAUAAUGGGCCACCGUUUAAAAGCAAAGAAUUUACAGACUUUUGGGAUAAAAAAGGAGUAAAAAUACAUAAGUCUCUCCCUCUUUGUGCACAAUCGAAUGGGGCCGUUGAACGGCAGAACCAGGGGAUAAUAAAGGCGAUUUCUGCGGCAAAAAUAGAAAAUAGGAACUGGGAUGAAGCCCUUCAGGAGUAUGUACAUAUACAUAAUACCCGUAAAUUUCACUCCAGGUUGAACGUCGCUCCCUUCGAACUACUUGUUGGAUCGGGAGACUUUUCCUGGUUUGUGGGAUAACAAAACCGAUUUAGAUAGAGUUGCCGUGAGAGAAGAUGAUGCACACGCUAAAUUAAUAAGUAAGGAAUACGCCGAAAGAAAACGGGGUGCGAAGGAAAGUUCUAUAAAGGUAGGAGAUAUCGUGGUGGUACCUCAACGUACAAAAACUGAUCGAAAAUUUUCUAAGGAGACUUUUACAGUACUUAAUAGAGAGGGAGCUAAAAUUAUAAUUCGCAAUGAAAACGGGAAACCUCGAUUCGCGAGGAAUAUCCGGGAUAUAAAGUUGUGUCCCAGUAAAUUUAAUAAACACGAUGAAGCGGUUGUAAAUGAUGAAGAAACAGUACGUGCAUCUAGAGGCUCAGCACCUACUCCAUCACGACCUCAAAAACGCGUAAACCUGCUUGGUGGGAAGAUAUGGAGAUAUAUUAGAUAGAUUAAUAUUUUGUUUUUUUGUCUUUUGCAUAUUUAUAUUUUUAGGAAGCAACUGUUAAGAAUAUUUUUUUUGCUUAGGUUGUUGAGAGCAAAGCAAAGAGAUAGAGAGAGAGAGAGAAAGUGUGUGAGAGAGGGAGCGAUUAUGAGAUUGAAAGCUGGGGUAGAAAAAUACAGCAGUCGAGUUGGAUUACUCUACGGAAGAACAUAUCAUUCUGUGUCCUUUAUUUUGUUUUAGUAAAUAAAAAAAGUGGUUUGAAAGAAAGCGGGCUACCCCGGUCACUACAGUAGAGUUAAAUUUUGUUAAAGUUAAGCUUAUAGCAAUUUCUGUCGAUGAUAUUUCAUUUUAUAUCAGCCCACCUUUGCACAUUUUAAUGUAAUAAACAAAUAAAACUUUAUCUGUUGUAUAAUAU
This is a messenger RNA of Anopheles stephensi (Asian malaria mosquito), 6152 nucleotides long. RefSeq lists its product as uncharacterized. Gene Ontology annotation, molecular function: nucleic acid binding; zinc ion binding. The transcript is spliced from 2 exons. NCBI's taxonomy places the organism in Eukaryota, Metazoa, Arthropoda, Insecta, Diptera, Culicidae. The record is from RefSeq and is a predicted model, not a curated record. The coding region runs from base 1876 to 3663 and encodes 595 amino acids.